AUGCAUCUGAAUUGCUCGGAUCCGCGAUCAUAUCCAAGGGCUGUGAUGAGCUCUUCGGCUUAUCUGACCUCCAUUUGCUAUUGUAUUUGCUUUUGCAUUGCAUUUGUUGGCAAUUUCACUAUGUUCAUCAUUCUGGUUAGAAAUCAAGUGGUAAAAGUACGACGUGUACAUACACUCCUUCUACAUAUGAAUGUUGCACAUCUUGUCGUAACUCUUAUUUAUAUGCCCAAAGAGAUAAUCCAUAAUAUAACAGUGGCAUGGUGGGGUGGCGAUUUGCUGUGUCGUUCGUGUAAAUUCUUUGACAAUUUUGGUAAUGCGUUAUCAGCCAAUAUUUUGAUUUGCAUCAGUUUGGAUCGGUUUUAUUCCAUAUUUUCACCACUCUACACACUGAAUGCCAAGCGAUCAGUGCAACGAAUGGUUGUCGUUGCAUGGUUUAUCAGUCUUCUCACCAGUUUACCAUCAGUGUAUUUAAUACCUUUGUUCUUCAUUGUUGCUUGUUAUUCACUAAUUCUUCACAAGAUUUCCUCUAAAGCCAGAUCCAGCCCAUCAUGCAAAUCAGACACAUCAACACUACGUCGAUCUGGUGAAGCAACCUUAGAACGUGCUAAAAGUCGUACGUUAAGAAUGACUUUUGUUAUUGUAUCUGCGUUUCUGCUUUGUUGGACACCAUAUGCAGCGGCCUCAUUUAUUCAUUUCACCUAUCACCCAAGUCCGAUUCCACCCCUCAUUCGUAAACUCAUCUAUGCAUUCGCCGUAUUCAAUUCAGCAAUUUCACCUUAUCUUUAUGGUUAUUUCUCAUUCGAUCUCAAAAAGGAAUUAAUGCUCCUAUGGAAAUGUUCCACCAGCGAAUUAUCAGAUAAACAGUUAUCGAUCUCCAACUUUGCUGCUAACAGGCAUCAACAUACGACAACGAAACGAAAACGAAGUUUGGACGAUACUCUAUUGGAUAUAUCUGAAGAAAGAACAAUGUUGAUGAACGAAAGGCGUGAUGCCAUCAAGAAAGAAAACCCAGAAACUUCUUGA
Messenger RNA from Anisakis simplex (herring worm), 1023 nucleotides. The record is from the annotation of a GenBank genome assembly. Lineage: Eukaryota; Metazoa; Nematoda; Chromadorea; Rhabditida; Anisakidae.